GGUUAUUCUAUUCUAGGUAAUGAAGAACUUGUUAUUCUUAACUCUUGGGUUCAAGAAUUCCUAUAUAACUUAAGCGACACAAUAAAAGCUUUUUCUAUUCUUUUAUUAACUGAUUUAUGUAUAGGAUUCCAUUCGCCCCACGGUUGGGAAUUAAUGAUUGGCUCUGUCUACAAAGAUUUUGGAUUUGCUCAUAAUGAUCAAAUUAUAUCCGGUCUUGUUUCUACUUUUCCAGUCAUUUUAGAUACAAUUUUUAAAUAUUGGAUCUUUCGUUAUUUAAAUCGUGUAUCUCCUUCACUUGUGGUGAUUUAUCAUUCAAUGAAUGACUGAAAAAUUAUCGAACGGCCCAAUUAUAAUAUUUGUUACUUUGUACAUAAGCAAAACACUCAAAAUUGUACCUAUUCUUUCUACCCAGUAAAGGGGUUUCUCCAAUAUUUCAGAAAAAUUAUUUACAGUAAAUAUCAAAAUUAUAGAUAGGGAACUCUACUAGUGACCUACCUAAUUUUAUUGUAGAAAAUUUCGGGAUCAAUGAUUGGACCAUGCAAACUAAAAAAACCUUUUCGUCGAUAAAGAAAGAGAUUACUCGAUCCAUUUCCCUAUCGCUCAUCAUAUAUAUAAUAACUCAGGCACCCAUUUCAAAUGCCUAUCCCGUUUUUGCACAGCAGGGUUAUGAAAAUCCACGAGAAGCAACGGGCCGUAUUGUAUGUGCCAAUUGCCAUUUAGCUAAUAAACCCGUGGAUAUCGAGGUUCCACAAGCGGUACUUCCGGAUACUGUAUUUGAAGCAGUUGUUCGAAUUCCCUAUGAUCUGCAAGUGAAACAAGUUCUUGCUAAUGGUAAAAAAGGAGCUUUAAAUGUGGGGGCUGUUCUUAUUUUACCCGAGGGAUUUGAACUAGCCCCGCCCGAUCGUAUUUCGCCCGAGAUUAAAGAAAAGAUAGGAAAUCUGUCUUUUCAAAGUUACCGCCCUACUAAA
Messenger RNA from Fragaria vesca subsp. vesca, 968 nucleotides. Its product is annotated as apocytochrome f-like. NCBI's taxonomy places the organism in Eukaryota, Viridiplantae, Streptophyta, Magnoliopsida, Rosales, Rosaceae. The annotation marks the transcript as partial. The record is from RefSeq and is a predicted model, not a curated record. The transcript has a single exon.